UAAGCCAGUUGACAUAGUGGUAAUUGACAAAACUGAUUCUUUGGUUUGCUAAGGAUGGGCAUGAUUUUUUAAAUUGUGUUCUUACGAAGAGAAAAAUAUGUGUGUGAAAAAUGAGAACAGAUAUUCCUACGACUGGCCAAUGAGAGCUCAGUGUUCCAUAAUGAUAGGGUAACACGGACGGCACACGCCUGAACCCACAGUUACAUAUCAGAUCUCGAAGUGGAAGGACGUUAGAUUUUCCCUCAAGUAUGUUCGGUGGUGGCAGUUAUUGUGUGACGCCACAGAAAGGAAAACUAAUGGACAAAUCAACUUCAAAAUUAAUCAGAGACGUGAAAAGAAGAUCAUUUAGAAUAUCUAGAACUCCAAAAAUCAGUGAAAAUAGGAUCAGCCAUGAACGAAAAAUAGAGACAAGUUUGAUCAAAGAUGAAAAACAAAAGUUUCAAUCCAAACCAGUUUAUGAGCUUGGUUCUCUUCUCUCGGUUUCUCCAUUCCGAACCCCGAAACGAAAACAGUCCUUUCCUAUCGGAGAAUAUCGGAAGAUUGAUUCUCCGUUUCACCUUUCCGCCGAGCUUGAAAACCAAGAAAAUAUCAGUCCUAACUCUACCCUGGGUUCGGUCAGAGGAGAGAAGAGGAAACGAAUUUUUACUCCGUUCCGUCAAAACAGUACUCUCCGCCGUUCCUGUUCCAAAGAGCAGAGACGAACAAGUUCCAGGGAACAGAAACAGAUGAUUUACGGAGAAGGACGUCCCAUCCCUAUCCGCCAGGGGUUCUUGUACAAGAAAACAUCCAGUGGUUUAGGACGGGAAUGGAAGGAGAGAUAUGUGUUGCUAAGUGAGACGGGAAAUCUGAUCUACUACCCGAACCUCAACUCCUAUCUCCAGGACGUGAACAGAAAGGAGAUUAAGCUGGAGUGUGUCACAGUUCGAGUUCCAGGACAGAAACCGACAGGUUUAGGUUCAACUUCAACCCUCUCCACCCCCUCCUGUCAAUACAGUAGAUAUACUCCGGGUAGUCUCCAACCCUGCUGUAGAUCUCAUCAACCUGAGCAAUGUAACUGUGCUCAACAAAGUUCGAAUAACGUCUCUAAACCUUCUCCAAUUUAUCCUUCCAACCAACCAACCUCAAAAUUUACUCAGGUAUUAUCUACACCCCAGAAAACUCACCUCCCUGAUACCUCUCCAACUACUGCUAGAAAUACCAUGAAAGAUGUUGAUCCGUUCUUCUUCCCCAACAGAUCUUUUAAAGACGGAUUCAGCUCCGGUACCUCUGAACCACUAAGAGAAGAAACGGAACCGUCCGACCAAGUUUACGAGUUUCAGGUUAUAUCAGGGAAAGGAAUGGUUUGGACGUUUGGUUCUGUUAAUCAGGAGGAGAGAUAUCAAUGGAUUCAGGCUUUGGAGACACAUAUCCGAGUCCAGCUAGAAGGAGAAGGAGGAGAACUUGUUCAUCUCCUUCAACAGAUUCAAGGAAACCAGAGAUGUGCGGAUUGCAGUACACUUAAUCCUACCUGGGUCUCACUUACAUACGGAAUUCUUAUUUGUAUAGAAUGCUCCGGAGUCCACCGAAAUCUUGGAUCCCAUAUUUCCCGAGUUCGAUCCCUAAACCUGGAUUCCUUGACUCCUCAAGCUAUAACUGCUCUUCAGCUCAUUGGGAACUCUUUAUCUAACAGGGUGUAUGAGAGAAUAUUAUGUGAAUCUACUAAGCCUGAACCCUUCUCCUUAAGAUCAAGCAAAGAAUCCUUCAUCAAGGCCAAGUACUGUGAUAGAGCUUUUGUAAGAGAAUCAGCUAUAAAUUCCACAAUACCUUCAGGAAUAAAAGCUUCUACUCCAGAAUCAGUUCCAGUUUCAUCAUCUUCAGUGGAAACAACAUCAGUAGAGUCAGUGGAAUUUAGAGCAAAUCCAAAAUUUGAAUAUUUUUCAUUUGACUCUGAACUAUUUUCCUUUCUCCAAUCAUCAAAUACCUUUUCCCAGCAUAGAACAUUCUCCUUCGCAAAUGUACCUUUAUCCUUUCAAACUUGGUUAGCAAGUGAUUUGUCAGAAUACUCUUAUAAUGAGUCAGCUUUAUCUCCAUCUUCUUUAGCUUCGUCAGCUUCAUCAGUUUCCUCUCCUUCUUCUUCACCUACGUCAGCUUCCUCUGCUUCCUACGCUUUGUCAGCUUCAUCAACUUUGUUAGCCUCUGCAGCUUCUUCAACAACUUCAUCUAUAUCAGCUUCCUCUCCAUCUUCUUCACCUAGGUCAAUUUCGUCAGCUUCAUCAUCUUCAUCAGCUUCGUUAGCCUCUUCAGCUUAUUUAACAACGUCAGCUUUGUUGCCACCAAAGUCAGCAGCUUUAAACUUUGGAGAAUUGUCAGUUUUAGCAAUUGUACAAUCAUUAUCAGAACCAUCUAAAUCAGUUUCAUUAUCAUCUGUGUCAGAAUCUCCUGUAAAUGGAUCAAAAUUGUCCCAAGCUGUUUCAAGAAACUCUAACACUAGCUGUCGUAUUCGUUUGCAGCAAAUAUAUAACAGAAACAGCAUAGAAGACCUUGUUCGUCUAGUCGCAACAUAUGGAAGUAUAGAUAGAAAUAUAAUAGACGAAUUUUCUCAGAAAUAUCCCAAGACCAACAUUACUAAUAUACUUCAAGUGAUGUUUCCCAAGUCCGGAGAAGCUGUUGAUCCUGAACCCUAACCACCCCCCCCCCUCAACCCUCCACCCCUCCACCCUUUUAGUGCUGGCCUAUAUACCGGAGCUACACAAACCCAAAUAGGAGCAUGUGCUCAUUCAACCCGGAGAUUUUCCUAUCCAAACCCGGAGUUUAAAAUCAACCAAAUCCGGAGGAUUUCCUAUCCAAUCCCGGAGUAUAAAAUCAUCCAAACCCGGAGCAUGCACCUGAGCUAUAUAAAACCAACCUCGGACCAUGUACUAAUCCAACCUGAGCUCUAUAAAACCAACCCUGGAGCAUGUACUAAUCCAACUUGGAGCUAUAGCCAUCCAGACCCGAAACAUAUACUCCUCCAACCCAGAGCAAAUUCUAACUAAAUCCGGAGCAAAACAAACCCUGGAGCUUUACUAAACCUGAAUCAUAUAUUAAUUCUUUACCCAACCAAGCCAGAAGCUAAAUCCAACCAACCCUUGGAAUUCUCCAUACCUCUAAAUUAGAGCAAACAUAACCUAAAUCACUUUGAACGAAACCAGUUGUUAACCAAAAACAUUAAUUGUAAAAAUAAAAUUUUGUUGCAAA
Molecule: messenger RNA, 3216 nt
Organism: Eurytemora carolleeae
Lineage: Eukaryota; Metazoa; Arthropoda; Copepoda; Calanoida; Temoridae
Product: arf-GAP with GTPase, ANK repeat and PH domain-containing protein 3
Exons: 11
Coding region: 249-2663 (804 amino acids)
Cellular component (GO): nucleus
Molecular function (GO): GTPase activator activity
Source: RefSeq, a predicted model, not a curated record